CGCGAACGUCGAGUGUAUGCCGGGCGUUGGGGGGGCGUCGCGACGCUUCUGAUCACAAAUUCCUGCAUUCUGACGACAAGUUUCGUCCAUAGUGGACCUACCAUCUCGGCUGCAAUCCGACUGACAAUUAGAAGAAGCUCAUUCGCUGAUGAAAGUGAUAAUUAUUCUGUAUUACGGAGGAUCUCGCAGGAGAAUUGAGAGGUGGAUAGAUACGGAUCGAGUUAAAAGGAUGAGAGACGGCCGCUUGACGUCGUCAGAAUAUCCGGGGAUGCGAAUUUCACGCGCAGGCUCACUGAGGACCACGGAGCUGCAUCUCCUGAUCAUCCCCACCCGGGUCGACAAACCCUUACUGCGACGGAGAAGCGCUCGACUGCAACGUGAACCGGUCAACAUUCGCGCUCAGGUUCUCCGGCGCGGCGGUCGUUCGCUCUCAAACGUUUUCUAUCGUUUCGAAUAGACUGCAACACAGAAGUGAUCAGUGCAGUCGGUUUUUAUUUCUUUGCUUUUUGUUCAAACACUAGCACUGAUCCUUUUCAACGAUAUUCA
Molecule: messenger RNA, 546 nt
Organism: Diprion similis
Lineage: Eukaryota; Metazoa; Arthropoda; Insecta; Hymenoptera; Diprionidae
Exons: 3
Coding region: 149-457 (102 amino acids)
Source: RefSeq, a predicted model, not a curated record